GUUUGCCUGCUUGGAUCAAAGGGAGGAAGAAGACAACCUACUAGAAAUGUUGUCUGUUAGCAACUGCUAACGGUGCUAGCAGGAGGAAGCCGUCAAAUCUCAACAUGGCCACACCAGUCCCUGUGCUUCGCCUACCGAAAGGUCCUGACCCAAACAGCCGUGGGUUCGACCCGAACUCUCCUCGUUACAUCGCUCUGUGCCGCACGUCCAUCCCCACUUCAGCCGCGGCAGAGUCGGACCCCCAGCAGCUGCAGGAGGAGCAGCAUGCACGUUCGGUGCUGAGAGAGCGCUUCCUGCGCUGUCUGCUCGCCAUGUCCAACAAGAAGGUUCGGUUCCACAUGCACGAGAAGGUGAACGUCGAGGCCACGUUUGGGGCGUCGGACAUCGACGUGCUGAACUUUCAGGUGUCCGACCUGCACACUCCCAUCGGGGUGCAAAAAGAGGCCCUCAUCAGAAGUCAGGAUGUCAUUUCAUUUACAUUUGAUGUAUGACACUUUGGGCCCGAAUCCCAUGUUUUGAUCUCAGCAAUGGUCUUCUCACUUCAGGAUGACAUUGUUGUACAAUAUCUUUACAAAAGUGUAAGAUUCUGAUCUUGCAUCCAUAAACUGUUUAUGUCCCACCACAAGAGGGAGCCAUUGAUUCGUCAUGAACAAAGUGUUUGGCAUUUUGGUAGAAAGGUAUUUUUAUACCUUUUAAUCAGAAACCAAGCGCUGAACUUGAUGCUGUCUGCUGGGAGUUUGAUAGCAUUGCAGUUUUACUCACAGUUUGAUUCUCAGUUCUUCAGUUAUCAUCUGCUUCCUGACAUGCUGCCUGAUAUCAAUAUAACAACAUGUCACCUAAAUGGCCACAUUUAGUAUGUAAACACACAUCAUCUUCUGACGUGCAACAAGUGGUUUUUUUGUUUCUAUUUCUCACACUUUCUACAUUUAUGUUUUUGUAUUUACCCGUGUUUGUAUUUUGUUGAAAAAUAGUUUUGUUCAAAUAUGGUUUUGAAUACUUUACAUUUUGAGAAAAUGGAAAUAAAAAACUGCAUACAAACAAAACCUCAGCUAAAAUUUUUUCACACAGAAAGCUUGUUGUUGUUUAAUAAGAAUUAGUUUCUCUGUCAUGCAAGCAACUUUAAACAUCUUAGUCUACAUUGUGACAUUUGAAUGUGGCAUCAACAACCUGUUAUAGAAAAUAUAGAGAUAAUUUAUUCAUAUUAGUUAUUCUAGACCGAACUGACAUGCAAACCGAUAUAUUUUAUUAUUUACGCUUCAAUAAAAAGUACUCACUCUAACCUCAAUGACAAACUUGAAAGCAAAGCAGAUCAACUAUGCAUGGAAGAUUUUAGUACAACCUGGUAGUUCCUGUUGGAGUUAAAGCAGCACAAAAUACUCCUAGUUAAAUGAUUAUCGCCAGAUAUGGGCACAUUUGUUGUGAAUACAAUUAAAGAUGGGAAGAGAUGA
This is a messenger RNA of Xiphophorus hellerii (green swordtail), 1448 nucleotides long. It is a transcript of the gene gemin7, whose product is annotated as gem (nuclear organelle) associated protein 7. Gene Ontology annotation, biological process: spliceosomal snRNP assembly. The transcript is spliced from 2 exons. The record is from RefSeq and is a predicted model, not a curated record. Bases 105 to 491 code for a protein of 128 amino acids. Lineage: Eukaryota; Metazoa; Chordata; Actinopteri; Cyprinodontiformes; Poeciliidae. Gene Ontology annotation, cellular component: SMN-Sm protein complex.